Panicum virgatum (switchgrass) is the source of this 1877-nucleotide messenger RNA. Its product is annotated as APO protein 2, chloroplastic-like. The record is from RefSeq and is a predicted model, not a curated record. The coding region runs from base 154 to 1524 and encodes 456 amino acids. Gene Ontology annotation, molecular function: RNA binding. The transcript is spliced from 4 exons. Lineage: Eukaryota; Viridiplantae; Streptophyta; Magnoliopsida; Poales; Poaceae.
ACAGAGGCACAGAGCGCACGCCCGCCAGGUCCCAAAUCCCAACCAGCAUCGCGUAGUCCCCGACCUCUCCAGGUCCAGGAUAGGGACACGGAGGUGGAAGAAGCUCUCCCUCCCUCCUCCCUCCGACCCUCCCUCCCUCCACUGGCCGCGGCCAUGCGCCCCUCCACGUCCGCCUCGGCCCUACUCCGUCCGCCGACCUGCCCCUCCACGUCCGCCUCGGCCCUGCUCCAUCCGCCGACCUGCCCCUCCCGUCUCCCCCAGCUCCGCAGCUUCGUCGGUUUCCGGUGGUCGGCCCCCCGCUUCCAGGUUAGGGAGCGAGCGGGUGCGGUCGUAGGGGUUGUCAAUGGCACGACUGGAUGCAGCUUGAGGCUCGGAGUACCUGCUUUAACUGUCUGCCGACCUCAUCAAAGGGCUGCUGUCAUUAGAAAUGAACAUGCUCAGAAUGCUGACUUGCCCCGAAAAUACUCAAAAAGGGAGAAGAAACCAUUUCCUAUACCAGUGCUGGAGUUAAGACGCCGUGCAAAGGAAAGGAUGAAGGCAGCACAAGGGAAACCGAAACGACCACUGCCUCCACCGAAAAAUGGAAUGCUAGUGCAUAGACUGAUACCAGUUGCCUACAAAGUGUACAAUGCAAGAAUUUUGCUGAUCAACAACUUGAGGAAGCUCAUGAAAGUAGUACCUGUAAAAGGCUGCAAAUAUUGCAGUGAGAUACAUGUCGGAUCUGUUGGACAUCCUUUCCGAACAUGCCGAGGAAUGAUGUCAGAUCAACGUAGAGGAGAACAUGACUGGGGAAGUACUUUAGUGGAAGCUGUUUUCUUACCGGUUGAAGCCUACCAUCUAGAGGACCGCCUAGGGAAACGUAUCCCUCAUGAACAGAGGUUUGCUGUACCCCGCAUUCCCGCUCUUGUGGAACUUUGCAUUCAAGCUGGAGUUGACCUCCCUGAGUAUCCCACAAAGCGUCGAAGAAAGCCAAUAAUUAAAAUAGGAAGAAACGAGUUUGUUGAUGCAGAUGAAGAUGACCUACCAGAAGCAGAGCCUGACAGAUUUAAGCAGACACUUCUUGAAGAACUACAUUUUGAUGAGAUUAUCGCUCCAUCUACCCCAGAGGAGACAGCAGCUCUUGCCGAGGAAACACUCGAAGCUUGGGAGACCGUCAGGGAUGGUGCCUUGAAGCUUAUGAAAGGCUAUGCUGUGAGGGUUUGCGGAUACUGCCCUGAGGUGCAUGUCGGCCCAACUGGCCACAAAGCACGAAACUGUGGAGCCUUCAAGCAUCAGCAGAGGAAUGGGCAGCAUGGGUGGCAAGCAGCAGUGCUCGAUGACCUAAUACCUCCUAGAUAUGUCUGGCACAUGCCAGAAUCUGGGGAAGAACUGCAGAGGGAGCUGAAGACCUUCUAUGGGCAGGCACCAGCUGUAGUUGAGAUGUGCAUUCAGGGUGGCGCCAAAGUGCCAGAGAAGUACAAAGGCACAAUGAGACUAGAUAUAGGAAUUCCGUCUAGUUUGAAGGAGGCUGAAAUGGUCAUCUGAACCUUGGGGGCAGUUUCGAGUUGUCUCCGGGGACAAAAACAAUAUAACCCCAUGCUCCAUCCUGGACGUGGCUUACCAUAGAUUCAUUUUACUAGUGAAUGUAUAUAUCCACAUCAGGACUUAGAUGAGAAAAAUCAGCAGAUUUCCUUUGUUUGAUAUCCACAUUGUUGUCUCCAUAUUUUUAUUUGUACAAAUGCAAAAUAAUCUGCUGAAUUUUUUGCUAGUAGUCAACCAUUAGGAAUGGAUCAAAGAACCCAGGAUGAGCAGAGGCAGUAGUUGCUGCCUUGCAGAACAAGAGAAGGCCAGUUCCAGCUGAUUUAAUACCUUGUGAAGGGGAACAUCAUCUUAAUAUA